UAUCAAACUACCACGUCUGCAGAGGGGAGAGAGGGGUAGAGGAGAGGGGAUCAAAAUAACCCGAGUGGAAGAUAGAGAAGAAAGGACAGCGUGGAGGAAAGGCAGCUUUAUGAACACAAAAAGGCGGCUGCAACAUCUGGAGCGACGCGAGAGCUGAGUUUGGACCACAAAUACGCACAGGCUGCAGCUCCAGAGACCACGCAGUACUUCCUGCUUCCCACGUCUGUUGCAUUAAAAACAUAACGCGAGGAGAAUGCAAAGACUGGACAAGUAGCUCCUUUUGUUUGAGAAUCAGCUGGAAACGCGUCUAGUCGCAGUCAGCUUCGUCCUAAAACUCGUUCACUGGAUACGUUUCUCCUUAGAUAAUGUUCUGACAAAUAGAGAAGUCAAGUUCGAGUCAGCUGUUAUAACAGGAUCCGUCUGUUUUGAGAGCUUUUGGGAGAGGCAGGUGAUGGCACCGGAGCUCAAGUCGCUUGUCCGACUGCUGCUGCUGGCGGUGGUGUGGGAGCUGAGCGCGCAGGGAGCGACGGAGCGACAAGUCAACCCAGAGUCAUGGCUGCAGCAGUAUGGUUACCUUCCCCCAGGGGACUUGAGGACACAUGCCCUCCGCUCCCCCAACUCUGUCACCUCAGCUAUCACCGCCAUGCAGAGGUUCUAUGGCCUCACCAUCACCGGCACAAUCGAUGCCAACACCAUCGCGGCUAUGAAGCGACCGCGCUGUGGUGUGCCAGAUAAAUUUGGUGCUGAGUUGAAGACUAAUCUGAGGAGGAAGCGAUAUGCCAUUCAGGGUCUGAAGUGGGAUAAGAACGAAAUCACGUUCUCUAUACAGAACUACACCCCAAAGGCCGGCGAGUAUGAGACCCACGAGGCAAUCAGGAAGGCCUUCAAGGUGUGGGAGGGUGUCACGCCACUCCGGUUUAGAGAAAUCCCCUACAGUCACAUACGGGACAAGGUGGAGAACUUUGCCGACAUUAUGAUCUUCUUCGCCGAGGGUUUCCACGGUGACAGCAGCCCAUUUGAUGGUGAGGGGGGCUUCCUGGCCCAUGCUUACUUCCCUGGCAAUGGAAUUGGAGGGGACACCCACUUCGAUGCAGCUGAGCCAUGGACUACUAGCAACCGGGAUUUGUCGGGUAAUGAUAUCUUCCUGGUUGCGGUGCAUGAACUGGGCCAUGCCCUGGGUCUGGAGCACUCCAAUGACCCUUCAGCCAUCAUGGCUCCCUUCUAUCAGUGGAUGGACACUGAGAGCUUCGAACUUCCUGAUGAUGACCGAAGAGGCAUACAGCAACUUUAUGGGUCUAGCUCAGGUCCGAAGCCCCCUCCUGUUACACCCCGUAUACCACACCACGACCCCCAGCCCACGUAUGCACCGGACAGGCCUCGAUUUGGUCCCAACAUCUGUGAUGGACAUUUUGACACCAUCGCCAUCCUUAGAGGAGAAAUGUUUGUGUUCAAGGAAAAAUGGUUCUGGAGGGUACGUAACAACCACGUCCUGGAUGGAUACCCCAUGCCAAUUGGUCACUUUUGGAGGGGGUUGCCUACCCAUAUCAAUGCAGCUUUUGAAAGGGAAGAUGGGAAAUUUGCCUUCUUUAAAGGUGACAGAUAUUGGCUAUUUACUGAAUCAGUUCUGGAGCAUGGUUAUCCGAAGAGUAUAAGGGAAAUGGGCACCGGGCUUCCCAAUGAUCGGAUAGAUGCAGCUCUCUACUACACCCCCACUGGACAGACAUUUUUCUUCAGAGCAAACAAAUAUUACCGUUUCAAUGAGGAAUCUAGAUCUGUAGAUGCCGGCUAUCCAAAAUCUAUCAGCACAUGGCAAGGAGUGCCUGAAAACAUCAAGUCAGCCUUCAUGAGCAAAGAUCAAGCAUACACCUACUUCUACAAAGCCAACAAGUACUGGAAGUUUAACAACCAAAUGAUGCGUGUGGAGCCUGGAUAUCCCAAAUCAGCCCUUCGAGACUGGAUGGGCUGCCCCAACGAAGACCCUAAGACGGACGGAGGAAGAGGUGGAGGCGGACACGACAAGGACAAAGAGAGGGAGAAGGAAAAGGAACGUGAGGAUAAGGACAGAACCAGGGACAGAGAGAGGGAGAGAGAGAGGGAGAGAGAAAAAGAAAGAGAGAGGGAAAAGGAGCCAGAGGAGGAUACAGAGGUGAUUAUUAUUGAGGUGGAUGAGGACGAAGGGGUAGGUGGUGGCAGCGGAGCAGCAGCAGUGGUUCUGCCGCUGUUCCUGUUAGUGUGUGUCAUUGCAACGCUGGCAGCUUUGGUGUUUUUCCGUCGGUACGGUACCCCACGCCGACUCCUCUACUGCCAACGAUCUUUACUGGACAAGGUUUAGAUGGAGGAGGUGGGGAAGGAGUGAGGAGGGGAAUACAGGGAGAGAAAAAGAAAUGAGUGAAAGACUUAUUGAACAAAGAGCAAAACAGCAGGAGAGAAAGAGAAAACUGGAGAAAUAGAAGGAAGAGCUAAGACUUGCAUUUUAAUAAAUUUGUACCACUGCCAGAUUCCUUCUGAUCUAUCUCUAAACCACUCCGUCCUUUCAAUGUUUCUUUUUCUCUCCGUCUGAUGUCUCUGCUUCUCUCCUCGUGUUGUGACGCCAGCUCAUUGCUGUUUGUUUUAGCCUUUUUCAAUGCCCUAUUUUUAGUUGUUUUUUUUUGUUCAGUGGUCAGUGUUUGUGAAUUUCCGCUUUGAAUCUGCAUCUUCAUGACGCCCAUUCUUGCAUGUUUCUUUUGAGUAAGCAAACAGUGUUUGAUUGCUUUUUCUUCCCCCUUGUUAGCUUAGACAUACUUGCAUUGACACAAACAUUUGGAAACCACAGUGACAUAGUCAUUGUGUUUCUUAAUCUUCCAGUAAAGUCAUAUGUCAGAGCCAAUAUAGACCAUAAAAGGGAAACAAAACAUUAGCUCAAGGCCUCGUGAAGAAUGAGAUCAUCGAAUCAGAGUAAAGCAAUAAAUGCAACUGUCUUUUCCCUUUUUAUAUCAAUGUCUUUAGAGCUGUUUUUUAUAAUAAAUGAUGUUGUCAUUAUUAUUAUGACUAUAACUAUUAUUUUUGUUGUCUUCUGUGUAAAGAAUGUGUUUUUGUACAUUGUCAUUAAAACGUCCUGCUGGACAGUGACAUACAGUUGAAAGUGGCCUUAAUUUUAUAUAUGUGGGGACAGUGAAUGGGGAAAGGGAAUAUGUAUUGAUGAAACUUGAUUGUUUUUUUUUUUUUACCUUGAAUCCAUCUCAAAAUGAAAAUAAAUUGAAGAUCUGAAAAUGA
Molecule: messenger RNA, 3252 nt
Organism: Cheilinus undulatus (humphead wrasse)
Lineage: Eukaryota; Metazoa; Chordata; Actinopteri; Labriformes; Labridae
Gene: mmp14b
Product: matrix metallopeptidase 14b (membrane-inserted)
Exons: 10
Coding region: 452-2332 (626 amino acids)
Biological process (GO): zymogen activation; collagen catabolic process; extracellular matrix organization
Cellular component (GO): extracellular matrix
Molecular function (GO): zinc ion binding; metalloendopeptidase activity
Source: RefSeq, a predicted model, not a curated record